Messenger RNA from Cydia fagiglandana, 5241 nucleotides. Its product is annotated as mucin-2-like. NCBI's taxonomy places the organism in Eukaryota, Metazoa, Arthropoda, Insecta, Lepidoptera, Tortricidae. The transcript has 18 exons. Bases 352 to 5241 code for a protein of 1629 amino acids. The record is from RefSeq and is a predicted model, not a curated record.
UACAAAUGUUGCAGGUACGGGUUCGUGGUGACGAGGUCGGCCCACCAGGUGUGGCGCCCUCUGGUGACGACAGGACAAGUGGGGCCGCCCACGAGCGAGCGCGGGCCGGCGCCGGGCGAGCACGCGGCGCCGCGCACCGUCGGCGACGACGUCUCCUCCGACUCCGACGCGGCGCGUGCCGAAGAUGACGAUGACAUAGCUAUAGUAGAAAAAACUUUAGUGACCAUAGACUUAUCAGAAGAUAUUAGAGAAGAAGAUAAGACUAAAAAAGUAGUGACUACGAAAGGAAAAGCAGCCGCCAGUUCUAAAACAGAAAGUUAUGGUCAUGAGGCGGCAGAAAAAGACGAAAUAAUGAUUGUAGAGAAUGCCACUGCAAAUGCGUCUGAUAACCGCAUAGCACUCUUACAAAAGCGAAAGUCAAGUAAACCUGGCAACAAACCUGAUAAAAACCACCCUGCUUGUAGUAAAUGCAAGAAAAUAGCAAAACAAAAACAAAUAGAUAAAACUAUAGACAAAAAUAAAGAGAUAGUAGAUCUAGACGCACCGAGCCCUCCUACAGAUGUUUUAGAAGCUUUGCAAGACUUGGACGUUAAUAAUUUUGAAACGACAAUAGUGUUUGAUAGCGAUGAAGAAGAUGUUAGACCAAAUGUUGAUAAAAAAUCGGAAGUUUCUAAUGAGCCUAAUGAAGAUAGUGUUCCUAGUACAAAUGAUAAUGAAUCUCAGAUGAAUGAGAAGGCAGAAAAAAGACGUCAAAGAGAAUCUAGUGAUUCAAGCAAUGGAAAUUUGGUCAUAGAUGAUGACGCUAACAUUGAAUAUGAGAGCAGUAAUAGUGAUUCAGAAGACACAACCCUAAGACGUAGUAACAUGAAAUACAAUAUUUACGACAAGAAACGUUUUCAUGAAUAUAACCCGAAUGCAAAGGAGAAAGUAGAAAGAAGAACAAAGAUAAGUCAAGUGACAGGAAGUGAUCCUAUGAAAGAGGUGACAGGGGAGACUAAUGAUGGUGAAGAGAACGCGGAAUCGAGUUCUGAUGAUGGCAGUCGCAGCAGCGACAGCUCGGGAGGGAAAGAGAGGGAACUGGGAGAAGAAGAGGGGAGUAUUGAUCCGAAGCUGCUCAUGUACGCAGUAGUAUUACUGGAAAGAAUCGACGUAUGUUCGCUCCGUCCCGCAUCACGGGCAUCUUCUAAAUCACCAUCAACAACACCACGCUCUUCAACCCCAGAAUCUCUACCAAUAAAGACGGAACCAAUUCUCUCGCCGUCUAGGUCACCUAUAAGAGAUACAUCAUCACCACCUAUGCCUGAAAGAGCAUCUUCUCCACUUUUAUCUAGAAUAAUCCCACCCCCACCCCUUGACCCAUCUCCAAUGUUAUCUAAAAUAACCCCACCCCCACCCCUCGGUCCAUCUCCAAUGUUAUCUAAAAUAACCCUACCCCCACCCCUUGACCCAUCUCCAAUGUUAUCUAAAAUAACCCUACCCCCACCCCUUGACCCAUCUCCAAUGUUAUCUAAAAUAACCCUACCCCCACCCCUUGACCCAUCUCCAAUGUUAUCUAAAAUAACCCCACCCCCACCCCUCGGUCCAUCUCCACUUUUCACCAGAACCUCGCCCCCACCCCUCAGAAUAUUAAAACCCGAUCCCGAUCCUGAUUCCUUAUUCCAGUUUUUCGCUGCAACUUUGCCUCAUGAAUUCGUUUUCAACAAAACUAACAUACCAUUGUUGAGAAUGUGUAAGUUCUGUUCCGUGGUGCUGCAAAGAGUCGAUUUGACUGAUAAGGGGAAAAUGGGGAACAGAGUAGCGAAGAAAGUGGAGUUGCCGGAUAUAGAGGAAGUGAGAAGAAAUAAUAGGAGCAUGCUGACGGCGCAGGUCGCGCCGCGCCGAGCGAGACGGAUGUCCGGCUCGACGCCCUCGCCAUCAAGCGGCUCCGACUCGGACUGGACGCCCGACGCGAGCGACAGCUCGGCCGUCCGGAGAACACAGCGACGCACCGCCGAGUCGGAAUCCGACUCGAGAACACCGCGACAUAACACGGACGAGUCAAGUUCCGACUCGAGAGCGACGCAGCGACGCGACUCGGAGUCGGAUUCCGACGAGGGCUCGCAAGGAGUGUCGCAGCGACGGACCGCGGACGGUUCCACGUUCGGCGUGUGGGGAGCGCGCCAGCGGGUCAAGGAAGCCGAACUGCAGCGGAUGCUUGACAACUUGGCGGGUAUAGAUGGCGAAAAAGAUUGCGAUCACAUCAAGUCAACCAGUAUGCGAGGGCCCGCGGCCGCGUUGCUGUCGUCCAAUUGCGCGCGCUGCGCGGCGCGCGUGCUGUCGGCUCCACCAAUCAGCGGCCACGAGGCGCGCCUGCAGCGACAGCUGCUGCGCCGCGCCGCGCGCAUGGCCAGGACACCCACGGCAUUCCCUGCUACGACUUCCACUGCCGCCACCCCUCCCGCCGCCGUGCCUACAACUGUCACUUCUACCACCGCUGCCGUUUCUACCACCGGUGCCGUUUCUACCGCCGCCGCCGUUUCUACCGCCGCCGCCGUCACCACCGCUACGCCCAUUGUUGUUAUGACUAAGGCUCCGGAAAUUGUACAUAGAGCUAAAAAAAGCAAGAAACGCCCGCACUCGCCCUCCCACCCCCCGCGGCCCCGCACCCCGACAUCCCCCGUAGACCCGGAAGCCGCGGCGCGCGAGUGGCUCCGACAGAAGAAUAUAGCCGCAGAGAAGUUCGGCAUCAAGCCCCGCAGCUACAAGAAGAUUGCUCCAGCGGUUCAAGAUAGCGCACCAGCCACUAUACAGCCUGUAGAAGCUAGCAGCGAUAUGGUACCGAAACCGCCCCAACAAUCAAACGAGAUUACAAUAUUACUGACCAGCAACGCAGAGGGCGCCACUGUGAUGCCCCUCACCGAGGAGAACCUCGCGCGACACACCGGACAGGGCUUCAGAGCAGCCACCAGCAGCACCACGCCCACGCUCUUCAACCCCUCCGCUGUUGCGGACAUCAAUAAAAAACUAGGAGCGCUAGCCCCGACCAAAACUCUAGACUUUCUACCGAUCCUAAAACCCGCAAACACUGAUAAACUCCAAACUACAAAGGCGAAUGUAGGAUUUCGACCAGUGAUAACUACUACGAGGAUCAAUGACGACUUCCGGCCGGUGAUAACCAACGUGCAGUCUCUCGCCAGCCUGCCGAAGACGUCUGUCAAAAUAGUCCCGAGAGACAUGCCCGACCUGAACAACCAUGAAGUGUUCGCGGUGGUCAAUAAGAAGGACCCGAAAGCGAGCAAGAAUAUCAUAAUAAUACCUUCCACCCGAAAUCCGCCUAAAAAGCAAGAGGAAGCGAAAACUAAAGAACACACAGAAAACUUGCCGCAAUUAGUAAAUGUUUCUGGCGGAGUACAUUUACCGCCGUCGAGUGUGGGGCAAGGACUACAUCUAGUUGUAUCUCAGUCUCCGCAAAAACACACUAUUUUAAAUUUCCAGCCGAGUGUAUCUCAAAAAAAUUAUAUACCAAAUAUAGUGGUAUCUGGUAGUAUGAUCCAAGGAGUGGAAACCAGACCGAAGUCUACUAGUAACUCUCGUCCGAACCUGGUCACGUCCGUGUCGCAGAGACCACCGCUGAUACUGAACUCGGUGUUGGCCGGGCAGUCAUCGCAACAACAGUUUACGUUGUUAAACUCGACACAAAUGCGCGCCGUGCCGCGUUCGUCCACGGUAGUGACAACUUCGGCGCCUAGUGUCCUGUUCAGUUCUAUGCCAGGUCACACAAUGCACGCGACGCCCAUGGUGGUGCGGUCCGUGCAGGCGGGGCCCACGGGCGCGCCUAGUGCGCCGCCGCCCUGGGCACGCGCACAACCGUCCACCUCCACACCCGCGCAGCCCCCUAACUCCCUACCCGCGCAACCCCCUAACUACCCACCCGCGCAACCCCCUAAUCCUCCACCCGCGCAACCCCCUAAUCCCCCACCAGCGCAACCCUCUAAUCCCCCACCCGCGCAACCCCCUUGGUUACGCGUACAACCCCCUAACUCCCCACCCGCACAACCCCCUAACCCCCUGCUCACACAACCCCCCGCUAACCCCACGCCCGAGGGAGAGGAUACGUCUGAAGACGGAGACAUUGUAAUGUCAUCCUACCUGGAAUUCUUUGGGCCUCCCGUGGCCUCGAGCACCUGGUGUGAAGGCCGAGACUCCACCUCCCUCGUCGUGCUGUGCACGGCCGCGGCCGAAGAGUCCGUGUGGUACAUCAAGACCAGCGUGCAACAGUGGUACUUGCUGGUCUGCGAUGAGGAAAAACCACCAGCGGAGGCCGAAUACUGGGCGCUGAGGCCUAGGUUCCGGCUUGCACUACCGGGCACCGAAGGGAACCACGAGGGGGAGGGGGACCCUGCCGCGAAGAGACCCAAGAUGUCGGCCUCGGACUCGAACCCCGCACCCGAGGCAGCGCCCGCCGUCAAAACUAGUUACCUGAAAGUGAAGGCGUUCGCCCGGAUGAUGCCGGACCCCGAGAAGGCCCGGAAAGAGGCCGCCGGGCCCCGGGAGGCCGAGGCCGCCAGGCCCCGGGAGGCCGGGAAGCUUCAAGCACCCGCGAGAGUGUACGUGAAUAAUAUGAUCUACCAGAAGAUGAGUGAUGACCCGCUCUUCUAUGCCAAGUUGGUGGUGGCGGUGCCGAGCACGGCGGCGUGCCGGGCGCUGCUGGCGCGCGGCGCGCCGCUGCAGGUCUACUGCCUGCGGACCGGCAAGCUCUACCCUCUAGAGGCCGAGUCAAAGAAGGACGUAUCCCGUAUAACCCUGACCGGAGACGAGGAGGUCUCGGGGGCAUUGGUGGCUCUGGCCAAGCUACUCUUCCGUCCUGACGGGAGGGGGGGGACAGCACAGGAUUCAUACAGAGGCGGGGAAGAAGACGGAGACCAUAUGACCCAGGUCCGAGACGCCGCGGAGCACAUUAUCGAUGUCUUAGAAACUAACCAGCAAACUGGGCAAGACGUCCAGCAAGCUGGGCAAGCCAUCCAGCAACCCAGCAAUCCAGCCAGCCAGCUAGAUCAAUCCAGCAAGGACCGCGCGACGGCCAACACAGCACACUCGCUGCUGCUGAACAUACUCGCACACAAGACCGUUCAGAUACAGCCCUGCCCGGGCUCCACGGUGACCACGGUCACCACCGUCACCACGGUGGCGCCACCACCGCGACCACCGCGACCGCCGGUCACCAAACCCGGUGAGGUCAUCGAACUCAGCGACGAAGACUGA